AUGGAGAAUAGAACAGAAGUGACAGAGUUUAUCCUCUUGGGAUUAACAGAUGACCCCAAUCUUCAGAUACUCCUCCUCCUGGCAUUUUUAUUCAUCUACCUCAUAACCCUGCUUGGGAAUGGAGGAAUGAUGGUGAUCAUCCACUCAGACUCCCAUCUCCACACUCCAAUGUACUUUUUCCUCAGUAACCUCUCCUUUGUAGACUUGGGUUACUCAUCAGCUGUAGCCCCCAAAACAGUGGCUGCAUUGCAGUCAGGGGACAAGGCCAUCUCCUACAAUGGAUGUGCAGCUCAGUUCUUCUUCUUUGUGGGGUUUGCCACUGUUGAGUGCUACCUCCUGGCCUCCAUGGCCUAUGACCGCCAUGCAGCGGUAUGUAGGCCUCUUCAUUACACCACCACCAUGACAGCAGGUGUGUGUGCUCUCCUUGCUACUGGUUCCUAUGUCUCUGGCUUCCUCAAUGCCUCUAUCCAUGCAGCAGGCACCUUCAGACUCUCCUUCUGUGGUUCUAAUGAGAUUAAUCAUUUCUUCUGUGACAUUCCCCCACUCCUGGCUCUCUCAUGCUCUGACACGCGCAUCAGCAAGUUGGUGGUCUUCUUUGUGGUGGGCUUCAACGUCUUUUUCACCCUCCUGGUCAUCCUCAUUUCUUACUUCUUCAUAUGCAUCACCAUUCAAAGGAUGCGUUCUGCUGAAGGGCGGAAGAAAGUCUUCUCCACCUGUGCUUCCCAUCUCACUGCUGUGUCCAUCUUCUAUGGCACAAUCAUCUUCAUGUACUUACAGCCCAACUCCAACCAGUCCAUGGACACAGACAAAAUAGCCUCUGUGUUUUACACAGUGGUGAUUCCCAUGCUGAAUCCCUUGAUCUACAGCCUUAGGAACAAAGAAGUGAAAAGUGCUCUCUGGAAAAUACUCAACAAGCUUUACCCCCAAUAUUAA
Molecule: messenger RNA, 933 nt
Organism: Mandrillus leucophaeus (drill)
Lineage: Eukaryota; Metazoa; Chordata; Mammalia; Primates; Cercopithecidae
Product: olfactory receptor 5B21
Exons: 1
Coding region: 1-933 (310 amino acids)
Biological process (GO): G protein-coupled receptor signaling pathway; sensory perception of smell
Cellular component (GO): membrane
Molecular function (GO): odorant binding; G protein-coupled receptor activity; olfactory receptor activity
Source: RefSeq, a predicted model, not a curated record